CACUAUAUAUAUACACACUCACACACACACCCGUCUUCCAAUCUCCCAUUCGAUUCUGGAGUCCCCUCCCUCCUUCCAUUCUCGAGUCAUCCUCUCGGCAACGUGGCGUCGGGAUCGCUCUCACGUGGCUCGACCUCCUCGUGGACUCCGCAGCAGAACAAGCUCUUCGAGCGGGCUCUCGCGGUGUACGACAAAGACACCCCGGAUCGCUGGCAGAAUGUGGCACGAGCCGUCGGCGGAGGGAAGACCGCCGAAGAGGUCAAGAAACACUACGAGCUGCUGCUUGAGGACCUCGAGCACAUCGAGUCGGGUCGGGUGCCGUAUCCAAAUUACAAGUCUUCCGGCAGCCGGGACGGUGGCGCCGAUGAGGAACAGAGGUAGCCGUACAUCCACUUUCCACUGCUAAAGAGUGCACGGGCUUGUUUGAAGACCGGAAGAGAGUCCACUGAUCCUUCUUUCUCGACCUAAUUAUCUUCGUGUAUGGAAACCAAGAUCACAGUCGCUGUUGUGCCUCAUCCAUGAUGACGGAUCCCUGCCUGCCUUGUCUUCUCCCUCGUUCCGAGACCACCUUACCCUGUUCAAGCAUCAUCACGAGACUAAGUCGGAACGGUUGCUAUCAGCUGGGCAAAAUGCCAACCGGAAAAACCAACAUGGGUUCGCGCUUUGCAUGACACCGAGGACAUCGUCCCAACUCUACUCUGUACAAACUCCUCAUCCUUGUCUGGCUCCUGUUUCAUAUGACGCCGAGAACUACCCUCUCUCUGCCUCGAUCCAACCAUGCUUGAUCUCCAUGUAUGCCAUUCUAAACUCCAUCCCCCCCACCCAUUCGUCGGGACAGACAUGCUAAAACAAUAAGAAUUGCAUAGAUCCGAUAAGAUAUGGAUGGAUGGCUACCCAAAGAUCAUGACUGACACAAGCUUUUUAAUUAACUCGAUUUUCCAAGAGCUGCAUGAACGAACUGGUGGUGCUUUUAACAUAGUAACUUCCCAUGGCGUGGUGCCACCCGAUGCCAGCCAUUCUUUUUAUGCAUUUCACAGUGGUUUCUGAUAGUUACCACACGAUUUUGCAGGCGGAGGUGCCUAAAGCUCCGGUAAACCAUGGAUUUCAAAGCAGAAUUCAAUCUCUCUAGUACGAACUAGAAGACCAUGGUUCUUCUUCUUCGGAGAUCAAGAAACAUUCGUGUGUGUCGACGGAUGGAAAUCGCAUUGAAAUUUAGUUCCACCGUUGGAAGUUUCUAUCCGUGUCUUGCUUCUCGAAUCGUCCAAGCCACUGGAUAGAUGUGUUGAUGGAUGAAUGGAAGCAAAUUAGAUGUUACUCUUACGUGUUGUUGAUGAAAUGAAUUUAAAAAAGUGUACCGAAUUAGAUGGGCGAAAGCACAUCAUAGCAGUGAUGCCCCGACCCAAUUAUCGCACAAAAGUGUA
Messenger RNA from Musa acuminata AAA Group (dessert banana), 1421 nucleotides. Its product is annotated as protein RADIALIS-like 3. NCBI's taxonomy places the organism in Eukaryota, Viridiplantae, Streptophyta, Magnoliopsida, Zingiberales, Musaceae. The annotation marks the transcript as partial. The record is from RefSeq and is a predicted model, not a curated record. The transcript has a single exon. Gene Ontology annotation, molecular function: DNA-binding transcription factor activity.